Fusarium fujikuroi IMI 58289 is the source of this 1215-nucleotide messenger RNA. RefSeq lists its product as uncharacterized. Lineage: Eukaryota; Fungi; Ascomycota; Sordariomycetes; Hypocreales; Nectriaceae. Bases 1 to 1215 code for a protein of 404 amino acids. The transcript has 3 exons. The record is from RefSeq and is a predicted model, not a curated record.
AUGCGUCUGUCUAGAGUUUUUGCUGGCGUUGCCAGUCUUGUGUCACUGGCAGUUGCUGAUGAUGCCACUGAAGCUCUGCCCAUGGACCUGGGCAGUGUUUUGUCAAGGCACCCCAAGCUCUCAACAUACUACAAAUUGAUCCAGAAAUUCCCCGAUGUCCUGUUGCAGCUUCCCAGCUAUGAGGGUGUCACGAUUGUUGCUCCUUCCAAUGAUGCUUUCAACCAAAUCCCUUAUUCUCCUCUCUCCAAUAUUUGGGACCCGAACGAUGCCAAGGUCACUGUUCCGCUCCUUCAGUACCACAUUCUGCAGGGUACUAUAAGCACAAUAAAGCUGAAGGAGGGGCCUGCAUAUGUCAAGCCUACACUUCUUCUCAAUCCUAAGUGGAGCAAUGUCACUGCUGGUCAGAACAUCCUUAUCAACAAACAACCUGACGAUGUUAUCUUCAGUACCCGGCUGGGUAAUCGAGCUACGGUCAUCAACUACGAUAUCAAGUUUCAAGGUGGACUCAUCCAGAUUGUUGACAGUCUGUUGAUUCCGCCCUCUGGAAUUCGUCAGGUCCUCACGGCAAGUAAGGUUGACUCGUUUCUUGGGGGACUCUUCAGAGCUGGCCUCAUGCCUGAUCUUGCUGGUCGUCAGGACAUCACUGUCUUUGCUCCAAGAGAUCAGGCCAUGGAGAUGGUUGGCAGUGCACUCAGCGGCAUGUCAACCAAGGAGUUAGCGGGUGUCAUGGGAUACCACAUUAUACCUGGCAAGGUCCUUGUCUCGACUGACCUCGACAAUGCCACAUCUCUUACCACAUUGACUGGUGAGGAGGUCCACGUCCGCCAAAUUGGCAAUGAGAAGUUCGUCAACUCGGCCAAGAUCAUCACGACUGACCUUCUCAUUUCCAAUGGUAUACUUCACAUCAUCUCCAAUGUCAACAACCCAAAGGAGGCCGAUGCGGUUCCUAAUCCUAGUCUCUGGCUCCAGAAUCCCGUGUUCAAGUCUGCUGGCGUUGACGAUGUCUUCGACUCGGAUAUCCCUUGUACCGCGAGUUGUCCAGUGACAAACACGCCAACACCUACACCGGCAGAUGAUGCUGAGAGCAACGCUGUGGCAACGCCGUGGUUCACCACAAGGUCAAGCAGGGGAGUGGCUGCUCCUCGGGCCACAGCACAUGUUGCCCGCGCUGCACUGGGUAUCGUGGGUAUAGGUGCGGGGAUGGCGCUCUUGUAG